AUGGUAGAUGGUAUCAAAGAGUCAGAGGCUAUGUGUCGCAACUUCAUCCGAGUCAUCGACUCGGAGAAGCUGCACACGGGGUUGGCAGAGCACAAAAGCCAAUUUCGUGGCGUACGGAAAGACACCAAACAGAUAUACACCGCGCUGCUGAAACAAAACUUGGAACAGAAGGAAUUGAAGCAGCAAGAAAAGUGGGACAAAUUUCUGGCAGCUUUGUUCACCUCCCACUACGAAGAUCACAAGGACCGAAAUCAGGAGCGAAUUGACGGCACUUGUGAAUGGUCCACGGCUCAUCCGCUGUUCACCGGGUGGAAAGAGAGCGAGACCUCCAGUCUGCUAUGGAUAUCAGCGGAUCCAGGCUGCGGAAAAUCAGUCCUAGCCAAGUACCUUAUUGACCAUGUGGUACCAACCACGAAUGACCGAACGACCUGCUACUUCUUCUUCAAGGCGGACUCCAGCGAGCAGCAAAGCGCCAAUAAUGCUCUCUGUGCUAUUAUUCGCCAAUUAUUUCUUCAAAGACCCGCCCUUCGUGAAGUGCACCAGUGGGCCUCCGAGAGGUAUGCGAUCGAUGGCAGCCAACUUAUUAAUUCAUUCUCUUCCCUGUGGGAUAUCCUAAUCAAAAUCACUUCCACCGAAAGCAAGCAAGUUGUCUGUAUCCUGGACGCAUUGGAUGAAUGUGCAGGGGAAGAUCGCCCUCAGCUGACCCAGGCGCUUGACAAAUUGUACCGCAGUGAACGCCGCAAAGGAACCUUGAAAUUCCUAAUUACUAGCCGACCUUACGCCUAUGUGCAACGUGAGUUUCAAUUACUGAAAAAUUCUCUCCCCACGAUCCACCUCAGUGGCGAGGAUGAUACGGAAGCGAACAAGAUCGAGCGGGAGAUUAAUUUAGUUGUUCAGAAGAGGGUCGAAGCGAUAGGUGGAAAAUUGCAAUUGGAGUCGCACGAACAGUCUUUUCUCCAGGAUCAGCUUUUGCUAAUUCCGAACCGAACAUAUCUUUGGGUGACACUGAUAUUCGACAUGAUCGAGAACAGUCUCAGCUACACUAAUGGCAAAGUACGUCAAAUUAUCGAGACGCUGCCACGAACAGUUGAUGAUGCCUACGAACGAAUCUUGAACCAAAGCCCCGACCAAGCAAAGGCUCGAAGGCUUCUUCAUGUCGUGGUCGGUGCCACCAGACCUCUGACGGUAAAAGAGAUGCGGAUUGCACUCGCCGUAGAUCUUCGCCUCCAGAAGCACGGCGAAUUAGAUUUGGAGCCCGAGGGUCGGUUUGCCACGACGGUGAGAAAUCUCUGUGGCUUAUUUGUGACUAUCAUCGACUCCAAAAUCUAUCUCCUUCAUCAGACAGCGAAAGAGUUCUUAGUCCCUCGAAUUCAGCCGUCCGCAUUACCCGACACUAGUAGUGCAACAUCUGCUACGAAAUUCGCUGGUAAAGAGGGCCACCGUAUGGAGACAGGAGACCAUUGGAGGCAUUCGUUACUCUCUAUCGAGUCAAACCGGAUUCUCCUGGAGAUCUGCUUGUCGUAUCUGCUGCUUGAUACAUUUGAGCAUGAUGCAGAAAGGGACAAAACUGAGGGACCCAAUCAGCAUAAGAAGUCUAUCAACGACAGAGGCGAAUAUGAUUUGUUAGAGUACACGGCAGAAAACUGGACUAUCCACUUCCGCAACACCAUGGUCCCGAAGGAAGCAUCACUCUUGCCGCUGGCUCGGAAAUUAUGCGAUCCACAAUCACCGCGGCUCAAAGUGUGGCUCAGACGUCUUACUUCGGCCUUGAAGCAAUCGGAGAGCUGCUUCUCCAAGCUGGGGUCCCCGAUCUUGAUGAGCGAGAACCAGAAUCAGAACGCACAGCAUUGUCAAUGGCAGCAGGAGGGGGAAGCGACCGAUUGGUCAAUUUGCUACUAG
Molecule: messenger RNA, 1899 nt
Organism: Aspergillus candidus
Lineage: Eukaryota; Fungi; Ascomycota; Eurotiomycetes; Eurotiales; Aspergillaceae
Exons: 2
Coding region: 1-1899 (632 amino acids)
Source: RefSeq, a predicted model, not a curated record